AUGGGAUACUGGAGCCUCUCUCAACAGGAGAGAGGGAGGAGGCUGAUAGAGGCUGCCAAGCAGGGCGCGGUGGAGCAGCUGCGCGAGUUGCUGGCGGCGGGGGCGGACGUGGGGGCGAGGGCGAGGAGGGAGGGGUUGUUGGGGAGCAGCUGGACCGCCCUGCACGAGGCAGCAGGCAGGGGUCACGUGGCGGCGGCCAGCUGCCUCGUCGGCGCCGGCGCGGAGGUCGACGCCAGGAGCAGCUGGGGGCAGCAGACGCCCCUGCACUGGGCUGCAGAGGAGGGCCACGCUGGUGUGGUGCGGCUGCUGGUCGGCGCCUCUGCUGACCCCAACGCCAGGGAUCGGUGGGGGCGGACGCCGCUGCACAUGGCGGCAGAGGGGGGCGAGGCAGAGGCGGCGGCUGAGCUCCUCCUGGCGGGGGCGGACACGGGGGCCCGGGAUGAGGAUGGCAGGACCCCCCUGGACCUCGCCAGGCAGAACGGAAAGCAGGAGCUGGUGGAUAUGCUGACACAACGCUGA
Molecule: messenger RNA, 519 nt
Organism: Schistocerca cancellata (South American locust)
Lineage: Eukaryota; Metazoa; Arthropoda; Insecta; Orthoptera; Acrididae
Product: ankyrin repeat domain-containing protein 65-like
Exons: 2
Coding region: 1-519 (172 amino acids)
Molecular function (GO): protein binding
Source: RefSeq, a predicted model, not a curated record